This is a messenger RNA of Cuculus canorus (common cuckoo), 1269 nucleotides long. RefSeq names its product olfactory receptor 14J1. Gene Ontology annotation, biological process: G protein-coupled receptor signaling pathway. Gene Ontology annotation, cellular component: membrane. The record is from RefSeq and is a predicted model, not a curated record. Lineage: Eukaryota; Metazoa; Chordata; Aves; Cuculiformes; Cuculidae. Gene Ontology annotation, molecular function: G protein-coupled receptor activity; olfactory receptor activity.
AUGCAGAGUGAGCUGGAGACACAGUGUGGCAAGCAUGCAGAAGCAGAUGGGACAAGAAAAGUGAUUCUUGUGCCCAGCUAUUUUUCUAACAGAAGCAAAGACAGUGCAGGAAAGAAGUGUCCCAUCCCAGCUGAGGGAGGGAACAUCAAGGAUGGCUCCAGUCUGUUUCUCAGCAGGUUCUCCUGGAGCUCCAGGGACACCUCGAGGGAGCCCCGAGGGGGUAGAGAAAGGGUUGCCUUGGGCUGCUCCUCUGCUGCUCAGCUGGGCUGGGCUCCUGGCAUGGAGGGAGCUGGUGAUAUGUAGAGCCAGCAAAUGUCCAACAGCAGUUCCAUCACCCAGUUCCUUCUCCUGGCAUUCACAGACACACGGGAGCUGCAGCUCUUGCGCUUCUGGCUCUUCCUGGGCUUCUACCUGGCUGCCCUCCUUGGCAAUGGCCUCAUUAUCACCAACAUAGCCUGUGAUCACCACCUCCACACCCCCAUGUACUUCUUCCUCCUCAACCUCUCCCUACUCGACUUGGGCUCCAUCUCCACCACUGUGCCCAAAUCUAUGGCCAAUUCCCUUUGGGUCACCAGGGCCAUCUCCUAUGCAGGAUGUGUUGCUCAGUGCUUUUUUUUUCUCUUUUUGAUUGUCGCAGAAUAUUUUCUUCUCACCAUCAUGUCCUACGACCGCUAUGUUGCCAUCUGCAAACCCCUGCACUACGGGACCCUCCUGGGCAGCAGAGCUUGUGUCCACAUGGCAGCAGCUGCCUGGGGCACUGGAUUUCUCACUGCUCUGCUGCACACAGCCAAUACAUUUUCCCUGCCCCUCUGUCAGGGCAACACUCUGCACCAGUUUUUCUGUGAAAUCCCCCCAGUCCUCAAGCUCUCCUGCUCACACUCCUACCUCAGGGAACCUUGGCUCCUUGCAUUUAGUGCCUCUGUGGACUUUGUGUGUUUUGUUUUCAUUGUGGUGUCCUACGCGCAGAUCUUCAGGGCUGUGCUGAGGAUCCCCUCAGAGCAGGGACAGCACAAAGCCUUUUCUAUGUGCCUCCCUCACCUGGCUGUGGUCUCGCUCUUUUUGCUCACUGUCAUGUUUGCCUACCUGAAGGCUCCCUCAUUCUCUUCCCCAUCUCUGAGUCUGGAGCUAUCAGUUCUGUACUCAGUGUUGACUCCAGCACUAAACCCCCUCAUCUACAGCAUGAGGAACCAGCAGCUCAAGGGCAGAGUAUGGAAACUGAUAACUCGAUUGUUCUCUGAAGCAAUAAACUCCCGAUCUUCUCACGCUUAG